UUUUUUUCUUGAACGUGUCCGAAAAGUCUCGACCACUUCUUUCUUUGACAACUGUUUGUUGUUGAUUGGCUGAAAUUUUUUCAGUGGAAAAUGGAAAUCGCUCGGGUACGUUCUGUCUAGUACAGUACAUGAUCGUAAUUUUUAUGUUAAAACAAUCAGUAUUAAGAGUAUUUCAUAGUUAAAGAGCAUGAUGGCUAUGAUUAAUUAUAAAAUAUUUUUACUGAGUGCCUUGCUGGUGUUAGUUGGGACAACUGUUAUCGUAAAGGCAGAAAGUGAAGAUGCUGAUGAUGGAGUCAUUGUAGAGACUGAAGAAGAUGAAAAGUAUAUUAGCCCACAGGUUAACCCAAAAAAAGUUUACCUUGCCGAACACUUUGAUGAUGAAGCAGCAUUCAAAAAGAAAUGGGUGAAGUCUGAGGCUAAGAAACAGGGUGUUGAUGAGAAUAUAGCUAAAUAUGAUGGAAGAUGGGAAAUUCAAGCACCAAUAAAGAAGAUACUCAAAGAUGAUCUUGGGUUAGUGCUUACAACAGAAGCUAAACAUGCAGCCAUUUCCGCACUGCUGGACAGACCUUUUCAGUUUACAGAUAAACCACUGAUAGUUCAGUAUGAAGUUACUAUGCAGGAAGGACAGAACUGCGGUGGUGCAUAUAUCAAGUUAUUGUCAUAUGGUAGCAAUACGAAGGCUGACCUUCGCAAGUUCCACGACCAGACUCCAUACACUAUCAUGUUUGGCCCUGACAAAUGUGGCAAUGACAACAAAUUACAUUUCAUCUUCAGACACAAAAAUCCCAUCAAUGGCACAAUUGAGGAGAAGCAUAGCAAAAAGCCCAGUCAGCGAUUAGAAGAUAUUUACAAGGACAAAGAACCUCAUUUGUACACACUGAUUGUAAGACCUGACAAUACAUUUAGUGUGCUCAUAGACGAUAAAGAAGUUAAUGCCGGGUCACUGUUGGAAGAUUUUACCCCGCCCGUUAACCCUCCUGAGGAGAUUGAUGAUCCUAAUGAUAAGAAACCAGAAGAUUGGGAUGAGAGAGAAAAGAUAGUGGAUCCGACAGCAACGAAACCGGAAGAUUGGGAUGAAGAUGCCCCUGCGCAGAUCGUCGAUCCUAACGCUGUCAAACCUGAUGGUUGGCUAGAUGACGAGCCUGAGAUGAUACCCGAUCCGGAGGCGCGGAAGCCGUCUGACUGGGACGAGGAGAUGGACGGUGAAUGGGAACCGCCUCUUAUAGAUAACCCGCGUUGUGCUAGCGCUCCUGGCUGCGGUACAUGGACGCCGCCCGUGCUGCCCAACCCCAACUACAAGGGCAAGUGGCGUGCACCGUUGAUUCCGAAUCCGGAGUACAAGGGCAAGUGGUCGCCGCGUCGUAUCCCCAACCCGCACUACUUCCGGGACAACGAGCCUUUCCGCAUGACACCCGUACACGCAGUGGGUUUCGAGUUGUGGUCGAUGUCGCCACGAUUGUUGUUUGACAACUUACUAGUGACUGAUGACAUCGACGUUGCGGCCACGUGGGCGCGACAAACCUUCCAUCUGAAGCGAGCCAAGAUUGCCAAGGACUCGGACUCUGUGGUGGAGCGUGCUUUGAAAUAUGCGGGCGAGAACCCGUGGGUGUAUGCGGUGGUCAUUUUGGGGGCAUUCCUGUUUGUUGGUUUCAUCGCCUAUCUUUGCUGCGCAUCGAAAUCUGAGCCGGAGGUGCUGGCCAAAAAGACUGAUGCAGUGACGGAAGACGAUCCUCAUUCCGACGGAGAACCUGAAGAACCCGAGCAGGAUCCCGAGCAGGAGCCUGAACAGGAACCCGAUCAGGAACCUGACCAGAGCACUACUGAAGAGACGGCGCCUCUAGUCGAUACAGAAGGAGCAGGCGACGGGCAGAAGAAACGGAAGCCGCGUAAGGAGUAAGAGAGGAGGCAAUAAGUGUGACUGAAACGGAUGCAUUUAAGUCGAUGCUGCGGUGUAUGUGUGCGCGUCUGUGGUAGGUUGUAGAAGUGAUUAUUAUUCUGUUCUAUUGUUUGGUCCACUAUGUAAUCGGUAUAAUAUUACUGUGUGAAUAUCGAAACAGCCAUUAUUUUUUUAAUGGUUUCAGAAGUAAAUUGUUGUAAUAAUUAUGUAUGAAUUGGGUUGCGUUUUACUGUGGAGUACUGAUUAAUGCUUUGUUUUUUGUAAUGUAAUUUUUUAUCGAUGUACGAGUCUCUCUUUUAUGCGAGAACGUGCCUUGAAGAAGAUAAAAGUAAAACGAGUAAUUGGACCUUAUUUUCUUACUAUAGAUAGUUCAGUUAAAAUAUAGUCUGGUGGAGUCGAGGUUCUGUAUGAAAAUAUAUCAACUGAUGUAAUAUAAUUCUAUUGUGUUUUUACAGCUAAUAUUGUCUGUAAUUAUAUUAUACUUAUAUGAUAUGAACUAGUUUAACAAAGAAUUGUUAACUACUUUUUUCUUCUUAUAUAAAGUUUCAACGCAAUGAGUAUAAAUAAGUAUGACGUUUACUCAUAAUGAAAGAUGCAAUAAGUCACUGUUGUGUGUAAUACUUUGUCCAUUUUGACAUUGUUGAAUCAUAACUUGGUAGCUAGCCGAUCCAAAACCAGGUGCCGCUAGUGCUAUGAAGUUAGUUAUAUACAAAGAAACAAGUAUGCUUUAGGCUGUCUUCAGACGAGGGUCAAACAAGACACGAUCCUCGACUUGCAUGCUUUUCCUUAUUUGUUUCAAUCUCAUUUCGUGUCAAAAAGUGACUAAGUACUUUUGUCUACGGAUUUUCAACGUCAAAGUCUACUAAUAAAUAAUAAUUUAAAAUGGCAAUUCACUGGAUUUUCUAAGAAAAAAGUUUUGAAUUUACAAGAAGUACAGUCGCAGCACGUCAGGUUAUAAAAAUCGGUCAAAUUUCUUCACUUGAUUUUAAGCUUUAAGAGAUUGUAAGUAAAGUUCAAAAUCAAUUGAGGAUUGUGUACAUUUUUAAUAAUUUACCAGUUUUAUCAUCCCCUUUCACCUCAUAGCAUUUGAAUUGAAGUUAAUUGAAAUUGAAGACCUCAUUGCCAAAGAGCUAUUGCGGUUAAAAUUAAGCAAAUGAACAAAAUUGAAGUGUGUUGCGAAUUGUUUUAAUUAUUUAAGAGUAUUCAUAUCGUGAGCCGGUUGUGUUGAGUUAUAAUUGAUUUUCGUAAAUUUUAAGCCAUUGAUUUUAAUUGUGUGUUGGGUUGACAUUUCAAUUGUUUGGUUUGUGUCGAUGAUUGACUAUCGCCAUUCGCCAUUUUUAUAAAAUAUUUACUUAACGAUUUAUAUAAAAUGUUUUGUGUUAUCUUUCUAAUUAUUAAAAUCAGUUUUCGUAAUAUGUCAUAGGGGUUACAAUCGUGAAAAGGAUUGGAAUCAUUGAUAUAAAUAAACUAAUAUCU
Diatraea saccharalis (sugarcane borer) is the source of this 3373-nucleotide messenger RNA. The record is from the annotation of a GenBank genome assembly. Lineage: Eukaryota; Metazoa; Arthropoda; Insecta; Lepidoptera; Crambidae.